Phalaenopsis equestris is the source of this 2275-nucleotide messenger RNA. RefSeq lists its product as uncharacterized. The coding region runs from base 113 to 2065 and encodes 650 amino acids. The transcript is spliced from 3 exons. Lineage: Eukaryota; Viridiplantae; Streptophyta; Magnoliopsida; Asparagales; Orchidaceae. The record is from RefSeq and is a predicted model, not a curated record.
ACUUCACCUCCUCGGCCAUAUAACCCAUUCCCUCCCAGAUCUUUCCUUCCGCUGAAAGCGCUACCGGCCUUAACUCCGAUGGCGACGGGAUCGUAGCAAAUGACGUAAGCUAAUGGCUGAGCUGCCGGCUCGAAGCCGCACUCCGGCGCAGAGUCCGAAUACCCUUUUCUCCUUACAGUCCAGAAUCUCGCCGGACCUGAAUUCCCGCCGCCAUUACCGCCGCAGGAGGAUCCGGAGUGCUGCAUUUACUGGAGGCGGAGGUAAUAUACGAAGAAGCCCAGCCACUCCAUUCUUGCAAUGGAAGUUCGACGAAACGAUCGAUCUUUCCGGCGAGACACUCAUGAAGGACAGAGAAGCGGUGGACGAAUCGCGGCCGUCCUUUUCAGCGAGGAGGCUCGCAGCUGGGAUUUGGCAACUUGGGCAACUAGAAGACGGUGGUGGAAGGAGAAUGAAUCAGGGUUUGGAGCUACACCUGCCUUGUUCUUCUCAUGACAAUUGCAUCAACAGUGAAUCUAGUAGCCCUUUUCCCAUAAAAAAUCACAAGGGAAACAUUUCACACAAGCUUGAAGCUUCAGCCUCACUACUACACCCCUCAAUAGAGAGGGCAACAAAAUGGGACCCUGGAUGUCCAAACUUAUUGAAAGAUUCUUAUGGCUUGUAUGGUAGUCUGAAACACCUCGAAGACCAGCAAUCUGACAUGAUGUCCAUCGUUUCUUUUCUUCGAUCCGAGCUUCAGCAAGCUCGGUCCAGAGUAAGCGAACUCGAGGCAGAACAACUGUCCGCUAAGAAAAAGCUCGACCACUUCUAUAGAAAAAUUGAAGAUCAGAAAGUUCAAUGGAAGAGAAAAGAGCAUGAGAAGAUCCGUUCUGUAAUUGAUUCCAUGAAGGAAGAUUUGGGUAGGGAGAAGAAAAACCGGCAGAGACUGGAAAUUAUGAAUUCCAAGCUUGUUCGUGAGCUUACCAAGACAAAGUUAUCAGCAAAGCAGUUCUUACAAGACUAUGAGAAAGAGAAUAAGACUCGUGAGCUUCUGGAAAAAGUUUGCAAUGAGCUGGCCAAGGAGAUUGGGGAUGAUAAGGCUGAAGUUGAGGCGCUGAAAAUUGAAACUUUGAAGACCAGACAAGAAGUUGAAGAGGAAAGGAAAAUGUUACAGAUGGCUGAGGUUUGGCGUGAAGAAAGGGUGCAGAUGAAGUUAAUAGAUGCAAAGCUAACCCUUGAGGAGAAGUACUCACAACUAAGCAAGCUACAGGAGGAGAUAGAAGCUUUUUUGAGGUCCAGAAAUGGAACUGGCUUUGAUGUUUCAGAGAUGAAACAAGCAGAAGCUCUUAAAGACUUAUCUUACCAGGCCCUGCCAGCUUCACAAGAUAUUUUUUCAAUCUUGGAACAACUCCAGCCAAGACAACAAGUUAAUGAGAAAGAGAAAGAACAAUGCAAUGGAUCUGUGACCAUUGAGGUUAAUGGUGUUUCGGAGAAACCCAUGAAUGGGUGCAAUAUCUUGAUGCUUGAUGGAAAUGGUGAUGGAGAAGAUGAUAGUGGAUGGGAAACUGUGAGUCAUUUGGAAGAGCAGGACUCAUGUAAGUCACCUAAUGGAAGCGAACCUUCUGUUAAUGGAGUAUAUGUAGAGAGUCAGGCAUCGAUAAGCGGGACAGAUUGGGAUGAGCUUGGAGAUGAUGAGAAACAAAAUAGUGUGAUCAACGAGGAUUUCUCUGUAACCACGAAGCAGUCAAGAAAGAAAGGUUCUGCCAUAUCCAGGCUCUGGAAGUCAUCGAGAGCACGUAAUGGCGAGGAUUUGAAGAAUAUUGCUUCUGAGUUAACCAGUGGUAGGCUUUGUAAUGGAAGGCUAUCUAAUGCCACUCUAUCACCCGCAAGGAAGUCUGGCGAAACAGGCCUGAGCUCGUCUAGUGUGGGCAAUUGGAGCUCUCCUGAUCUGCUCAACUUUGAAGGAAUGAAGGGUCGUGGAGUAUGGCCCUGGGGCUCUAAGAAGCAAAGCAUGAAGGCAAAACUCUUGGAAGCAAGGAUUCGAAGUCAGAAGAUUCAGCUUCGCCAAGUCCUCAAACAGAAAAUGUAAUGCAGCAGCCUGGACUGAACUAUUUAUUCAAAUUUUGAACCUGGCUUUUAUCCAUCGAUGAAUUUUUUUCAGAAUUGUCUUUAUAUGGUUUGUUUAGUCACUUCCUGAAAGGGUAGAUUGGGUAAUGUUUUUAUUUAUAGUAUGAGAAACUUAUUUCCCAUUUGAUCCUUUUGCACCCAGCAUUUUAGCAGAAUUUGUAUUUUCUGGUUU